CGCCUUCAGCAGACGACCCACUUUUAGACUGAAUAGACUAUUCUGCUGCUCCUUCUGUCAUCACUGUGUUUACCACGGGGGUCUGAAGCUCAAGCUCAUAUCCCAACUCACUACUUCACACUUUAUUUAAGAUUACAGCAGACUGGGUGAACAUGUAGAGAUGGAUUUUAUGAAGCUGUUUGGCACCGUUAUAGCCGUUUUUUUCCACCCUGGAUCCGCUUCUAAACUAAAUGGCCAAAGAAUAUGUCGGAGCGGGACACAGCGCCCAUGUUACAAGGCGUCCUACAUCCACGACAGCAGGCGAAGGCUGACCUUUGAGGAUGCCAGACAGGCCUGCAGGUUGGACGGAGGCGAGCUGCUGAGCAUUGAGACGGAAAGCGAGCAGCGACUGAUAGAGAGGUACAUACAAAAGCUGGGGGCUGGUGAUGGCGACUUCUGGAUCGGGCUCCGCCGCAACCCACAACAUUACACUGCCGGGACAACAAGCCCAGGUUGCCCCUCACAGUAUUACUGGCUUGAUGGAAGCAAGGCCAAGUUCAGGAAUUGGCACUGGGAUGAGCCAUCGUGCGGUAAGGAAAUGUGCGUGGUUUUGUAUCACCAGCCCUCCUCAAUACCUGAGGGUCGUUUCCUGUUCCAGUGGAAUGAUGACUACUGCAGCUCCAAGAACAACUUUGUCUGCAAAUACCCGGAAGAAAAAGUACCAGUUUUUACUGAGGACAGAAACACAGCAUAUGCAGUAUCAUCUUUGAUUCCAAACAUAUUUUCAACCACGGAAAGUAAUGACAGGAUAAAAAUAGGACUACCUGAAUCAUCAGUAUCAUUCUCCAACAACACCCUGUAUGUUUCCUACAUCCUUUAUGCGACAAUCCCUGUGCUACUGUUGCUGUUGUUUGCAGUUGCUGGUUUCUUUUGCUACAAACAACAUGCUAAGAGGAGGAAGACAGAAACAGAAAGCUAUCCCAGCAGAUCAAAACAGUGGGUCGUAACAACAGCUUCAUCUUGCCCUGUGCAAGGACCUUAUGCCUACAGUGACAUUACCAAACUGCCUCACACUGCUCUGGACAGCAGGAUAUCAGCAGAAAUCAUGACAAAGUACUCCUGUGCUCCAUCCCAUGACUCGCAGUAUAACGAUUAUGAGAAUGUGUCAUGUGUGGACAAUGAGAGCGGCUUUGUGACCAAUGACAUCUAUGAGCCCUGUAGAGCUCAAAGCCGGCGCUGCCGCAGUCAGACUGGAUGGGUGGAAAACGAGAUCUAUGGAUAACAUUGGUGUCUACACAUGUCCUUCAGCCUCAGACAGACUACAGUUACCUGUGUGAUGGGGGAUUUCUGAACAGCUUGGCCUUUUCUGCACAGGUUUCACUAGAUUUCCAGUGCUACAUGCUCGACAUACUUUGACUACAAAUCAGUGUAUUUCAUAAACCAGGGAUUCUCAAAGUUUUGUCAACUCCAAUGACUUCAUAUUCUUCUGCAUAUGUUUAUAUUUUUCUGAUGUUUAAAAUAAAAUGUGUUAUAGCCAUACUAGUGGCAUUGUUAGCUCCAUGAAUCACCAUGCUAACAUGCCAAGAAAGGCCGCUGACAACAUAACGUGCAGCAGGUACAUUGUUUUCCAUGUUCACCAUCGUAGUAUGGAUGCCCAAAAUUGCAGACUAGUUCUACACACU
Messenger RNA from Archocentrus centrarchus (flier cichlid), 1661 nucleotides. RefSeq names its product chondrolectin-like. Gene Ontology annotation, molecular function: hyaluronic acid binding. The coding region runs from base 161 to 1261 and encodes 366 amino acids. The record is from RefSeq and is a predicted model, not a curated record. The transcript is spliced from 7 exons. Lineage: Eukaryota; Metazoa; Chordata; Actinopteri; Cichliformes; Cichlidae.